Molecule: messenger RNA, 501 nt
Organism: Parnassius mnemosyne (clouded apollo)
Lineage: Eukaryota; Metazoa; Arthropoda; Insecta; Lepidoptera; Papilionidae
Source: the annotation of a GenBank genome assembly
AUGUUUGCAGGUAAUCCCGUUACUCAAUACUCAAAUGAGCAGCGUUCCAUUUGCCCACCAACGUUUUCUCCACUUACUCCACUUAUUGCUAUGAGAACCAGUAACAAGAACAGUAAUUUAUCACAAGAUAUAAGAAAUAAUAACAGUGGCACUUUAUAUUUACAACAUGGUAUGACAAUGAAUAAAAUUUAUGAAAUAUACAAAAAAGAAUACAAACAAAGGUAUGGUGAAAAGCGCAAAUGCGCCUCCUUUGAGACUUUGAAAGAGAUCUUCUACGCUAAUUUUAAAUUAAAGUGUAAGAAAUUAAAGAAAGAUACAUGCAACAAAUGUGACCUAUUAUCUAUAAAAAUUUCUAAUGCAAAAAUUCAACAAGAAAAAGAAGAAGCUAAAGCUGAGAAGGACUGCCUUCAAUUUUAUAAAAAAUUAAGAAGUUCCGAUGAGAUCAUCGAUGAUAUUGAUGGGUUUGGUGGAGAGCCUGACUUCGAGAUGUUUGAUGUAUAA